UCCCCUGUCUAUUCCCUUCCUCCUUUCCCCCACCCCUUCUUUUUUUUCUUCUUCUUUCCCUUCUUCCAUGGCGGAGACCAAAAUCAUUUAUCACAUCGACGAGGAAGAAACCCCUUACCUGGUCAAACUGCCGGUGGCCCCGGAAAAAGUGACUUUGGCGGAUUUCAAAAAUGUCCUCAGCAACCGGCCGGUGCAGAGCUACAAAUUCUUCUUCAAAUCCAUGGACCAGGAUUUCGGGGUGGUGAAGGAGGAGAUCUCGGACGACAAUGCUAAGCUACCUUGCUUCAACGGACGGGUCGUAUCCUGGCUGGUCCUGGCAGAAAGCUCCCAUUCAGACGCUGGUUCCCAGUGCACCGAAAGCCACACAGACCUUCCCCCUCCUAUCGAGAGAACCGGGGGCAUCGGAGACUCCCGGCCCCCUUCCUUCCACCCAAAUGCUGCCAGCAGCCGCGAUGGCCUGGAUAACGAAACGGGCGCCGAAUCGGUCAUUAGCCACCGGCAAGACCGGCAUCGGAGGAGGACCCGGGAAGGCCAUGAAGAUGUCUCGCGCAUCAAUGGACAUCCGAAGCUCGACCGGCAUAGGGAGCAUCCGCCCGGCUACGACAGCUCCUCCACGGUGAUGAGCAGCGAACUCGAAUCGAGCAGUUUCGUGGACUCCGACGACGAUGAAAACACAAGCCGGUUGAGCAGCUCCACUGAACAAAGCACUUCGUCCCGUCUCAUCCGAAAACACAAACGUCGGCGGAGGAAACAGAAGAUGCGACACAUUGACAGAUCAUCCUCCUUCAGCAGCAUCACCGACUCCACCAUGUCUCUGAACAUCAUCACCGUCACCCUCAACAUGGAGAAAUACAACUUUCUGGGGAUCAGCAUCGUGGGGCAGAGCAACGACCGGGGGGACGGCGGGAUCUACAUCGGGUCCAUCAUGAAGGGCGGGGCCGUGGCCGCCGACGGGCGGAUCGAACCGGGAGACAUGCUUCUGCAGGUGAACGAGGUCAACUUUGAGAAUAUGAGCAACGAUGACGCCGUGCGGGUGCUGCGAGAAAUCGUCUCCAAGCCGGGCCCCAUCAGUCUGACCGUGGCCAAAUGCUGGGAUCCGACACCAAGGAGUUACUUCACCAUCCCCAGGGCCGAGCCGGUGCGACCCAUUGACCCCGCAGCUUGGAUCUCUCAUACCACGGCCCUGACGGGAGCCUACCCACCUUACGGUAUGAGCCCCUCCAUGAGCACGGUCACCUCUACCAGCUCCUCACUAACAAGCUCCAUUCCCGAUUCGGAAAAACUAGACGAAUCCCCCUUGACGGUGAAAAGCGACAUGGCCACCAUUGUGAAGGUGAUGCAGCUGCCGGACUCAGGCCUUGAAAUUCGGGACCGGAUGUGGUUAAAAAUCACCAUCUCCAACGCGGUGAUAGGGGCCGACGUGGUCGACUGGCUUUAUACGCACGUGGAGGGCUUCAAGGACCGGAGGGAGGCCCGGAAGUACGCCAGCAGCAUGUUGAAACAUGGAUACCUCAGGCACACGGUCAACAAAAUCACCUUCUCGGAGCAGUGCUAUUACGUCUUUGGAGAUCUCUGCGGCAAUCUGGCUGCCCUCAACCUCAACAACGGCUCCAGCGGAGCGUCCGAUCAAGACACUCUGGGGCCCCUCCCGCACCCGGCCGCAUCUUGGCCCCUUGGGCAGGGCUAUCCCUACCAGUACCCCCUUGCCCCUCCCUGUUUCCCGCCGGCUUACCAAGAUCCAGGUUUCAGCUAUGGGAGUGGCAGCGCGGGCAGUCAACAGAGCGAAGGGAGUAAAAGCAGUGGCUCCAACCGAAGCAACAGCGAGCACAGCCGGAGGGCUCUGAACUGGGAGAAAGACCGCAAGUCGGCCGGCAGUGGCAGCGAGUCGGAUCAUGCCCCCCGGAGCGGGGGAGGGGGGAGCGUGGUGCGGCGGGAGCGGCCCCCCAGCCAGCUCAGCCACCGCAGCCACCUCUCGGCCACCGCCAGCGAGAGGAGUCCUCGCAGCCACCAUUCGUAUGGGCCCCCGGGGGUGCCCCCGCUCUACACCUUCCCAAAGCUGGGGUCCAAGGUCUACGGGACGAGCGGCCCCCCUGGCGGGCCCCCCGUGCGGGAACUCAGCUCCGUGCCUCCCGAGCUGACCGGGAGCCGCCAGUCCUUCCAGAAGGCCAUGGGCAACCCUUGCGAGUUUUUCGUGGACAUUAUGUGAACGGAAGUGCCUUCAAGCGAAUCCACGCGAAUUUGGGGUUUCCUUUUGUUGGACCAACGUCGGACAUGGGAAAGGACAAAAGCCACCCGUUGGGAUAGAAAGAAGGGCCGAGCAAAGCGGAAGAAAACCUCCUGGGACUCUCUUUUGCAUGUCAAAUCGCUGUGACUCUAAAUUUGUGUUUCGCAAGUCAACGAAGAAGGGAAAUUGCGAAAUUGUUAAAUAUCCGCAAAUUGACGGAAAUCUCUCCCAACUUUUUAUUAUUAUUAUUUUGGUUCUCUCCCGGCCUUUCCCUUUCGUUCCGAAUGUGGUUGAUGGAUGUGCUUCCCACAUAAUGCUGGUGGUGAUGAUGAUGAUGACCUCCUUCUUGCUUGGUUUCCUGCGGCACUCCUUUUCAGUGCAACAAAACUGUGUUUCCCCCGGGGUUGCGCGAGGAAUCGCGUUUUAGGUCAUGCUUUUCCGAAGGAAGGGAAAUAGGAAAGGGGGAAGGGAAGAGCCGCUACAGAUGAUUCUCCCUUUCAUGCGUAUUUGCACCUUUAAAAAGAAACAAAAAAGAAGUGUUUUGGUUAUGUAGGUUCCCCUCCCCCUUUCCCUUCUUCGGGGGGGGGAACAUCUGUUUCUGUUUGAUUUGGGUUUUCGAGCUCCGAUAAAGACAAGGCUCGUGAUUAUUACUGCUAAGUUGUAAGGACUUCCGUGAGCAGUAAAAUUUAGAUUUUGCUCCCAGUAGAAUCUAGGCCGUGGCUUAGGCAGAAGAAGUGCAUUCUGGGAGCUCAACGAAGCUUCAGCAUGUUCUGUUCGGUCUAUUUUUGCUUUGCUAUUCAGGGUUUAUUUUGCACUAAAGCCUAUACCCUGCAUUUACCCAGAGAAGGAAGAGCAGCUGGAUUGAGAGGGAAGCCUUUUCCGCCUGGGAAAUGGGGUAUUGGCGUUCACACCGGUUUCUUCCUUUGUUUGCGCUGCAUGUCUGAAAGAGGAGGGCG
Pogona vitticeps (central bearded dragon) is the source of this 3180-nucleotide messenger RNA. It is a transcript of the gene DVL1, whose product is annotated as dishevelled segment polarity protein 1. Lineage: Eukaryota; Metazoa; Chordata; Lepidosauria; Squamata; Agamidae. The record is from RefSeq and is a predicted model, not a curated record. Gene Ontology annotation, cellular component: cytosol. Gene Ontology annotation, biological process: canonical Wnt signaling pathway; intracellular signal transduction. Gene Ontology annotation, molecular function: frizzled binding.